Molecule: messenger RNA, 1887 nt
Organism: Pseudozyma flocculosa PF-1
Lineage: Eukaryota; Fungi; Basidiomycota; Ustilaginomycetes; Ustilaginales; Ustilaginaceae
Exons: 5
Coding region: 1-1887 (628 amino acids)
Biological process (GO): transmembrane transport
Cellular component (GO): membrane
Molecular function (GO): myo-inositol:proton symporter activity
Source: RefSeq, a predicted model, not a curated record
AUGGUUGGUACCGACAACGACGAUGCCACUGCCCGAGAUGCUCGGCUGAAUCGCGACCGGGCUGGACCCGACUCUCGGCGCGCGUACAGCAGCAUGGCGGCGUCGAGGAACGACCUUGAUGACAACGACGGGGACGCCACGGAAGACGAAGGGCUGAUAUCUGGUGCAGGGCUGGAUGAGAACCAUCCGAGCUCGGCCUCGUACCUCACUCGGCUGGUGGCCGUCGCGUGCCUUGGCGGCCUCCAGUUUGGAUGGGACACGGGCAUCGCCAGCGGCAUGCUCGUCGCCAUCCGCGGUGACCUGGGACACGAGCUGUCCGAGGGGGAACAGGAGCUCAUCGUUAGCGCCACCACUGUCGGUGCCAUCGUCGGCGCUGUCGUCGCGGGCCGUAUGUCCGACUGGGCGGGGAGGAAGAAGGUCAUGAUCGCAUCGGCGGUCCUCUUCCUCCUGGGCUCGCUCGAGCAGGCCGCCUCGCAAGUCGUGCGCGAGCUGGUGCUGGGCCGUGUGCUGGUGGGUCUAGGCGUCGGCAUGGCGAGCAUGGUGGUGCCCACCUACCUCGCCGAGGUGGCGCCGACGUCGGUGCGCGGCCGCAUCGUGGGCUUCAACAGCGUCCUCAUCACCUUCGGCCAGGUGGUGGCCUACACGAUCGACGCGGCCCUCUACAACGUCACCAUGGGCUGGCGCUGGAUGGUCCUCAUCGGAGGCGCGCCCGCCAUCUUGCAGAUGGUUGGACUCUUCUACCUCGACGAGUCACCCCGGUGGCUCGUGGCGCGCGGCAGGAUCGUCUCGGCGCGGCGCGUGCUGCAGCGAAUCUACCCUACCGCCACCAAUCGCGAGGUCGACAUGGAGAUCGAGAGGAUCGAGCGGAGCAUGCGCGGGACAACGAGCCAGGUCCCCGAGGAUCCCGACGAGCGCAACGGCAACGGCAGCGGCGGCGGCGGCGGCGGCGGUGAGGAUGUCGAGGGUCGCGGCUCGAUGACGCGCAUCUCGAGCGUCGCGCCGCAGAUUCUGUCGACGGCGGCGCCCAAGGUCAAGGAGGCCAAGGGCAAGCUCAAGCUGCUUUGGAACGAGCCAAACAACCGCAAGGCCCUCAUUCUCGCGUGCGGCCUGCAGUUUUUCCAGCAGAUGGUCGGCUUCAACUCGCUAAUGUACUUCAGCGGGCGGCUACUGCUCAUGGCGGGCUUCACCUCGAACCCGAAUGCGGCGGCGAUCGGCAUCGCCGUAUCCAACUGCAUCGGAACGGCCUUGGGGAUGCGCUUCGUCGACCGCAUCGGCCGGCGCAAGCUGCUCCUGUGGGCCACGUUCGGCACGACGCUGUCCCUGGCGCUGCUCAGCUUCAGUCUGAGCAUGGUCGACGUCGGUCCCACCUCUGGCACGCCUUCCGCAACCGUCGCCGCCUCCACAGAAACAGCAGCGGAGGGAGCGGCGGGCGCGGGCGCAGGGGCGUGGGCGUACCUCUCUCUGAUCUUCAUGAUCGUGUUCACGCUCAACUACGCCGUCGGGCUCGGCAUCCUGCCCUGGUUGAUCCAGAGCGAAGUCUUUGCCGGUCCAGUACGCGGUAUCGGAGCCGGUCUGGCCAGCGCGACCAACUGGACAUCGAACCUCGUCAUCUCAUCCACCUUCCUCCACCUCGUCAAGGCCAUUACGCCCGCAGGCAGCUUCGCACUCUACGCCCUCGUCGCCGCCGCAUCCUGGUACUUUACCUGGACCAGGCUGCCCGAUAUGAAGGGCGUCAGUCUCUCCGACGUCCAGCACUCGUUUGGCCCGUCGUCGUCGUCGGGCAGCGGUGCAGCUGGCGGUACCGCGACGGGGGCGGCGGCGGCGUACCAGGCCGUUGCUACUACCGAGGAGGACGACGAGGAUGACGUCGAUGGAAGACGACGAUGA